AUGUCUCCUCUCAGAGCCAAGAUCAUGGAGCAGCAACCAGGCUCAAGAACACUUUCCUCGUUAUCGUCAUCGGCAGCAAUCUGGAAACCACAGGAAGGUGACGAGCCCGAAGAUGUCGUCUUCACCAGCCUAUACGGCCUACGGACGAUCGAACUAAACCGACCGUCGAAACUCAACCCCCUCAAUGGAUCUAUGAUCCGCAAAAUAGCGCCGCGACUCAUCGAAUGGCAGAAAUCAGACAUGGCCAACGUGGUCGUUAUGAAGGGCGCAGGGAAUGCUUUGUGCGCCGGAGGGGACGUCGCGGCUCUGGCAAAAGCAAACAUGACCGGAGAACAGGGCCAAAGGAGGUCUGAUGACUAUUUUGCGCUCGAGUACAAGCUGGACCACCUCAUCGCGACCUACCAGAAGCCGUAUAUCUCCUUCAUGGAUGGAUUUACCAUGGGCGGAGGCGUUGGCCUCAGCAUUCAUGCGCCAUUCAGGAUAGCGACAGAGCGCACUGUUUUCUCGAUGCCCGAAACCACGAUUGGCUUCUUCCCCGACGUCGGCGCUUCAUUCUUCUUGCCACGCAUGCCCGGCGCGGUGGGCACCUACCUUGCCUUGACAAGCGAGCGACUCAAGGCGGCGAAUGUGCUCUACGCGGGUAUCGCCACACACUACCUGCACUCCACCACGCUUCCGAUGCUCGAGCAGCGGCUGGCGGAGCUUAGAUUCAGGGAUUUCGACAGUCUGGAGAAGCGACUGUCGCUCAUCAACGACGCCAUCGAGGAAUACUCCACUGGAUUACCACAUGACCAACCGGUCUUGCUGGGAGGCGAGCUGCGCAAGGCCAUCGACCGGUGUUUCUCGAAGCCCACGGUCAACGAGAUCGUGCGCGCCCUGGAGGAGCAGCCGGAGGGCCCGUUGAAGGACUGGGCGAACAAGACUAUUGCGACUCUGAGGGCAAGGUCACCGACGUCCGUCCACGUGACGUUGAAGCAGAUGCAACAGGGCCGGCAGUGGAGCAUUGCCGACACGUUCAAGCGGGAGCACCAGAUCGCUGCCAAGUUUAUGCGGCACGGUGACUUCACCGAGGGCGUGAGGGCACAGCUCCUCGACAAGGACAAGAACCCUAAGUGGCAACCGGCCAGCCUGGACGACAUCCAGGAAGGUGACAACAUCACGCAGCCGUUCUUUGAGAUUUCACGCGACGUGGCACCUCUGCAGCUGUUGACGGACGAGGACUACGUCGAGUACCCAUGGAGGAGAUUCGGCAUCCCGACAGAGGACGACGUGAAGCGUCUGGCUACAGAAAAGAGCUACACGCAGAACCAGAUCGUGAACGCCUUUUCUGCCCAGAGGAAUGGCAAGCAGGGCGUGCGGGAGGUUGUGAGCGAGAUUGUGGCGCGGAAAACAAAGGUGAUCCCGGGGAACAACAUUGCAAAAUGGGUGGAGGAAGAGGAGCAGAUAGACUCUCAGUCGUAG
Messenger RNA from Diaporthe citri, 1461 nucleotides. RefSeq lists its product as uncharacterized. Gene Ontology annotation, biological process: L-valine catabolic process. Gene Ontology annotation, molecular function: 3-hydroxyisobutyryl-CoA hydrolase activity. The record is from RefSeq and is a predicted model, not a curated record. Lineage: Eukaryota; Fungi; Ascomycota; Sordariomycetes; Diaporthales; Diaporthaceae. The coding region runs from base 1 to 1461 and encodes 486 amino acids. Gene Ontology annotation, cellular component: mitochondrion. The transcript is spliced from 2 exons.